GCAAGGCUGUCUGUUCGAUUGAUAUCAAUCGUUCCACGGCCGUGAGCCUCUUGCGCGGGGUAACCACGCCCGGGCACAGUCACUAGUAUUAUUGAUAAUCCCGCCACUCGUUUGCCCCCGAGGACAGGACAUGACCCUCUCCGGGCCUCUAUCGCAUCCGUCGCGCAUUCACGAAGAUUUCUGAGAGCCGUCAAAGGCUGACACCAUGGCCAACGAAACAUUGUCUGGAUACUGUCCGACUCCUUUCCUCCAGGAGUCAUUGUUCCCAUCGAAAGGUGGAUUCAUUGAUGGACGGUUUUGUGAGGAGCUUACUACAGAGUAUGGCAAAGUUUCUUGCUGUCUGCCCUGUCCAUUGGCAGAAUGGACCUAUGGCGAAAAAUUGAUCUCUCAAACCAAGGUCGCUAGUUGGCUUGGUGUCGCUACAUUGCCCCUGUGCAUCUUUCUCCUGGUAUCAUUCGCCGUGCUGCCCCCGAAAUGGACGCAUCGUCAUUAUCUGAGCAUUUGCUUCACCCUGGGAAUCUGCUGUAUGGAGAUCGCCUUCAUCAUCCCGCUAGGAGUCAAGCCAGAGCAAUGCUACAACCAAAUCACCCCCAAUGACAUGCAUACCGACCUGUCAUGUGCCUGGACCGGAGCCCUCCUCCUCUUCGGGGGCUGGGUAUGCGUCACAUUUAGCUUCAUCCGCACACUCGCCUUCCACCUCCAAGUCUGCUGGGAAAUCAUGCUCGGUCCGAAAUUCAUGUGGACAGCACUCAUCCUAGGCUGGGGUAUCCCGGCCGUCGGCCUGACCGAGAUGCUAAUCCUCACCGGGGUAUCCUACCGCUUCGGCACCGUCUGCCACAUCAACGUCCACGACAGCAACAAGGACUACUGGGCGCCUGUCGUCGCCUUCGGCGGAGCAUCCCUCUUCCUCCAAUUCGCCACCCUCGUCUACUGCAUCUACGUCUACGUCAAAUCCCUCUACGACGAGGAAACCUCCACCACCAGCUCCGGUCUCCCCUCCUACUCCGCCAGCGUCCGCACCGUCACUGCCCGUCAAGCCUACCGCCGCAUCCGCCGUGUCCUACAACUCCAAUGGCGCGGCGUCGCCCUAGUCCUCGUCAUCCUCACCAACGUCAUCUUCUUCGCCGUCGUCUUCAUCAAAAUGGAUAACCAUCUUACCAGCACCGUCGCUAAUAUGAAACUCGCCACCCCCUGGCUCACCUGUCUCGUCGAAACUCAAGGCAACAUCCAGAAAUGCGCCAGUGAAGCUGAAGCCAUCGUCCCGAACAAAGCUACCCUCCUCGCUGUCCUUAUUCUUCUCGCGACGGUCGGCUUCUGGAACUUCGUCCUCUACGCCCGUCCCUCUAUCUUCGCCGGCUGGGCCGAGUUCUUCAAGGCCCGCGUUACUCCGCCUCAUGAGUUCGUCUCCGUUGAUGCGCGCAGGACGCCAGAUCCUCGCGCCUACGAGAUGAUCUCGGGCUCCAGUCUACCUCCGUAUAAGACCCCUGAACCGGUUGUGCGGUCCCCGAGUCCCGCACGGACGAUGGGCGCCCGUAGUCCGGAGGCGACGGGAGGACAGCACUAUGGUCGUGAGGCUCGCUAUGUACGGCCUUCGAUGAGUUUCUCGUCCCCGAGACCGCCUAGUGCGACGCAGGGUGGCCCGGAGCGCGAAUGGGAUCCAGAGUCUACGUUUGCUAAGAGCCAUUCACAGAAGGGGUCCAUAUGAUGCAGUGGGAUUGGCGUUUUGUGAAAGGGUUCUUUUGUUACCAUGGGGCGCAUGGAAGAGCUGCUCUAUCUUAUUAUUGUGUGAUAUGAUGUGAAACUACUAACUGUUUACGGCUGGAUUUGAGAUUUUUAUAUACCCUGAUGCAUUUAUGUUUGUAUGUAUACAAUACCACACCAUAACUAGAAGAAAAGAAGAGAAAAAUCAUUACACCUACAUCAAUACUCCAAAUCAAUCCAAGUUCUAU
Aspergillus welwitschiae is the source of this 1949-nucleotide messenger RNA. RefSeq names its product protein gprM (gene gprM). The coding region runs from base 206 to 1705 and encodes 499 amino acids. The record is from RefSeq and is a predicted model, not a curated record. The transcript is spliced from 5 exons. Gene Ontology annotation, molecular function: transmembrane signaling receptor activity. Gene Ontology annotation, biological process: cell surface receptor signaling pathway. NCBI's taxonomy places the organism in Eukaryota, Fungi, Ascomycota, Eurotiomycetes, Eurotiales, Aspergillaceae. Gene Ontology annotation, cellular component: membrane.